AUGAUUUUGGUGUUGUUUAUCAGUAUGAUUAUUGCUCUUGCUAUUAGAGAUUGGAUUUCUGGUGGCGUUAUCGGUUUUGUUGUUGGUAUCAAUAUUGUCGUGGGUUUUGUCCAAGAGGUUAAAGCUGAGAAAACAAUGGGUUCGUUGCGUACUUUGUCUUCGCCAACUGCUAGAGUUACUAGAGAUGGCAAUGAUGCCACUGUUGCGGCGGAGGAAGUUGUUCCUGGAGACGUUGUUCAUGUUAAAGUUGGUGAUACCAUUCCCGCUGAUUUGAGAUUGUUUGAUUCAAUGAAUUUGGAAACUGAUGAAGCGUUGUUGACGGGUGAAUCAUUGCCAGUGCAAAAGGAUCACACCGUUGUGUAUGACGACUAUUCGGUGCCGGUGCCUGUUGGUGAUCGAUUGAACUUGGUUUACUCGUCAUCGGUUGUUUCCAAGGGAAGAGGGUCUGGUAUUGUUUAUGCAACUGGUUUGAAUACUGAGAUCGGUCAAAUUGCGCAAUCAUUGAGAGGCGAUACUGGAUUGAUCCGUAGAGUGGACAAGUCAAAUGGUAAACCUAGAAAGAGAGAUUAUAGCCGUGCAUGUGCCGGAACUAUUUACGAUAUUGUUGGAAAUGUUCUUGGAAUCACUGUGGGAACACCUUUGCAAAAGAAGCUUUCAUGGUUGGCAAUUUUCCUUUUCUGGGUAGCUGUUGUGUUUGCUAUUGUAGUGAUGGGAUCGCAAAAGAUGGAUGUCACCAGGAAUGUGGCUAUCUACGCCAUUUGUGUUGCAUUGUCGAUGAUUCCAUCGUCGUUGAUUGUUGUGUUGACGAUUACGAUGGCAAUUGGAGCUCAAGUGAUGGUGACCAAGCAUGUUAUUGUGAGAAAGUUGGAUUCGUUAGAGGCUUUGGGUGGAAUCAACGAUAUAUGUUCCGAUAAGACUGGUACUUUGACACAAGGUAAGAUGAUUGCCAAGAAGGUUUGGUUGCCAAAUGUUGGUACUUUGGAAGUGCAAAAUUCAAACGAGCCGUACAAUCCAACUGAAGGAGAUGUGAGGUAUGCCCCGUACUCGCCACUUUACGUCAAACAAACGGAUGAGGAGAUCGACUUUAAGAAACCUUAUCCCGAUCCGAUGCCGCAGAGCAUGCAUGAUUGGUUAAUGACUGCUACUUUAGCUAACAUAGCAACUGUGAAUCAAAGCAAAGAUGAAGAGCUGGGUGAAUUGGUGUGGAAAGCUCAUGGAGAUGCUACUGAGAUUGCCAUUCAGGUGUUUACUACUAGGUUGAAUUAUGCAAGAGAGUCACUUGUUGAUGGGUACGAGCAUAUCGCUGAGUUUCCAUUUGAUUCAUCGAUCAAGAGAAUGUCUGCCAUCUACAGGGACAAAUCAGGUGAGACCAGAGUUUACACUAAAGGUGCUGUUGAGAGAGUUUUGCAGUUGUGUACCACGUGGUAUGGAGAAGGCACUGACGAUUCACAAGAGUUGAAAAAGUUGACUGACGUCGAGAAGGCAACCAUUGAGGAAAACAUGGCAGCAUUAUCAUCACAAGGAUUGAGGGUUUUGGCUUUUGCUACUAGAUCCAUUGAUGGUGAAUGUGAUGAUCGUGAAAAGGUUGAAUCCAACUUGACUUUCCAGGGACUUAUUGGUAUCUAUGAUCCCCCAAGAGAAGAAACUGCUGGAUCUGUCAAAUUGUGUCACAGAGCAGGUAUCAAUGUUCAUAUGCUUACUGGUGAUCAUCCAGGUACUGCUAAAGCCAUUGCCCAAGAAGUUGGUAUCUUGCCUCGCAAUUUAUACCACUACUCAGAAGAUGUCGUCAAGGUAAUGGUCAUGACAGCUAAUGAGUUUGAUGCUUUGUCCGAUGACGAGAUUGAUAACUUACCUGUAUUGCCACUUGUUAUCGCUCGUUGUGCACCACAAACAAAGGUGCGUAUGAUUGACGCAUUACAUAGACGCAAGAGGUUUGUCGCAAUGACUGGUGACGGAGUCAAUGAUUCCCCAUCCUUGAAAAAAGCUGAUGUUGGUAUUGCUAUGGGUAUGAACGGUUCAGACGUUGCCAAGGAUGCUUCCGAUAUCAUUCUCACUGAUGAUAAUUUUGCAUCAAUUUUGAACGCCAUUGAAGAGGGAAGAAGAAUGUCAUUGAAUAUCCAAAAGUUUGUGUUGCAAUUGUUGGCUGAGAACGUUGCUCAAGCAGUUUACUUGAUGGUCGGUUUAGUGUUUAUGGAUAACGAUGGAUUUUCAGUUUUCCCACUUGCACCCGUUGAAGUGUUGUGGAUUAUCGUUGUCACCUCAUGUUUCCCAGCCAUGGGAUUGGGUCAAGAAAAGGCACAAUCUGAUAUCUUGGACUUGCCACCUAGUAACACCAUCUUUACCUGGGAGGUAAUUAUUGACAUGUUUGUUUAUGGUGUUUGGAUGGCUGCUUGUUGUUUGUCCUGCUUUUUGGUCAUCUUGUAUGGAAAAGGUGACGGUGAGUUGGGCUCCGAUUGUAAUACUGGAUCUGGUGAUCAGUGUAAGUUGGUGUUUCAGAGUAGAUCAGGAGCAUUUGCUGCUUUCACAUGGUGUGCAUUAAUUCUUGCUUGGGAAUGUAUCCAUUUGAGGAAUUCUUUGUUUUACAUGAGACCAGAUUCUGAAAACCCAUGGUGGAAACAAACUGCUAUUGAUUUAUGGGAUAACCAAUUCCUUUUCUGGUCGAUUAUUUUUGGAUUUGGAACUGUGUUUCCGUUGGUGUAUAUCCCAGUCAUUAAUGACAAGGUGUUUUUGCAUGGACCUAUUGGUUACGAAUGGGGAGUUGCCAUUGCAUUCACUGUGGCGUUUUUGAUUGGGGCUGAAGUUUGGAAGAAGUGCAAGAGGAUAUACUUCCGAGCUCAGUCUCGCAAAGGAACCGAGUCAGAUACCGGUGAUGUGUUUGAGAAGUAUGCGUCCUUCAGCAAGGAUAACACCUUGGUUUAG
Lodderomyces parapsilosis is the source of this 2919-nucleotide messenger RNA. RefSeq lists its product as uncharacterized. Gene Ontology annotation, biological process: calcium ion transmembrane transport; intracellular calcium ion homeostasis. The coding region runs from base 1 to 2919 and encodes 972 amino acids. The record is from RefSeq and is a predicted model, not a curated record. The transcript has a single exon. Gene Ontology annotation, cellular component: plasma membrane. Gene Ontology annotation, molecular function: ATP hydrolysis activity; ATP binding; P-type calcium transporter activity. Lineage: Eukaryota; Fungi; Ascomycota; Pichiomycetes; Serinales; Debaryomycetaceae.